GGUGUCCUUUUGGUCUCCGAGUCCCGCAUCUUCUCCCCCUCCAUCAUCAUGUCUUCUCUCGGCGGGGACUUGCUGCAGAUCCCUCUGGGGCUCAUCAACAGCGCGGGCAAGUAUCUGACCGCGGAGACGUUCGGCUUCAAGAUCAACGCGUCCGCCAGCGGCCUGAAGAAGAAGCAGACCUGGACCCUGGAGCAGACCGGGGAGGACGGCAGCGUCGUGCACCUCGCCUCCCACCUGGGCCGCUACCUGGCCGCGGACAAAGACGGCAACGUCACCGCAGACAGCGAGGCGCGCGGCCGGGACUGCCGCUUCGUCCUCACCGCGCACGAGGACGGGCGGUGGUCGCUGCAGUCCGAGCCCCACGGCCGCUUCCUGGGCGGCAGCGAGGACCGGAUCACCUGCUUCGCGCAGACCGCCUCCCCGGCGGAGAAGUGGUGCGUGCACCUGGCCGUGCACCCGCAGGUCAACAUCUACAGCUUUGCGCGCAAACGCUUCGCCCACCUGAGCGCGCACGGAGAGGUGUCAAUAAACCGGGACGUGCCCUGGGGGGUGGACUCGCUCGUGACGCUCGUGUACCGGGAGCAGCGGUACCACCUGGAGACCUCCGACAACCGCUUCCUGCGCAACGACGGCGGCCUGGCCGCCAAGCCGGACAUGGACACCGGCUACAUGCUGGAGUUCCUGUCCGGUAAGGUGGCGUUCCGCGACUGCCACGGCCGCUACCUGGCCCCCGUGGGUCCCACGGGAACAAUGAAGUCUGGGAAGAGCAGCCGGGUGGGGAAGGAUGAACUGUUCGGCCUGGAGCGCAGCCACGCGCAGGUCGUGCUCACUGCGGGCAACGAGAGGAACAUCUCGACCAGGCAAGGAAUGGAUCUGUCGGCUAAUCAGACAGAGGAAGGGGACCAAGAAGUCUUCCAACUGGAGAUGAACCGUGCAGACCGGAAGUGUGCUUUCAGAACUGCUGCUGGGAAAUACUGGACUUUGACAGCAACUGGAGGACUGCAGUGCACUGCCUCCUCCAAGUCUGCAGACAGUCACUUUGAACUGGAGUGGUGUGAUGGUCGCGUGUGUAUCCGUGCAGCCAAUGGCAAGUAUGUGACUGCGAAGAAGAACGGGCAGCUAGCAGCAACCGUCGACGGUGCAGGAGAGGCCGAACAGUUCCUGAUGAAGCUGAUUAACCGUCCAAUCAUCGUCCUCCGUGGGGAGCAUGGCUUCAUUGGGGCUCGUAAAGCUGGAUUUCCAACCCUCGACUCCAACAGAGCGUCCUAUGAUGUUUUCCAACUAGAGUUCCAUAAUGGUGCUUACUCCCUUAAAGACUCUCAGGGGAAGUAUUGGUGUGUUGAAGACGACGCAGCAGUUGUGUGCAGCAGCGCCAUACCAGUCCAGUUCCUCCUGGAGUUUUGUGAUCUCAACAAGAUGGCCAUUCGAGUUGUUGGGGGAAAAUAUCUUAAAGGGGAUCAUGCUGGAGGGUUGAAGGCCAACGCGGACUCCGUGGACAGCGCCACCCUCUGGGAAUAUUAGGAGGACUUCGCUGCUAUCUGACACGACUUAAAAAUGAUGAUGUUGUCUUGUGUUGUUUUGUGUUUCUGUGUGUGAGUGUAGUUGUGAAUAUUUUGAAUGGCUGUGUGGUGGAAAUCGAAGCUGAUAAACUGGACGUCAAGACAGCAAAGUGCUGCAAACAUUUGAUUUUUUUUUGCUCAUAUCUUGCUGGACUCUUUUUAACUGACAUUUGGGAUUAACGUGAACUUGUUCUACUGAAUGUGUGGCUUUUUUCACUUUUAUCCCAUCUUACACAAGCUGUACUUAUGAACUGUUGAUAUUUGUGGUACUUUCUGCUGGUGUAACAAACGUAGAAUUCUGCAACUCAGCUGCUUUAAUGUCUUACUGGUUAUAUACACAGCUUUCAUUUCUUGUUCACUUAAAAAAAAAAAAAACUAAAAUAGACACACCGGAUGAAGCAAUGUUACUGAUUUGCAUCCCUCUGCUGUAAAUACUGCUUUGUCUGUUGCUUUAAAAUAUUCCCUUCAAAACAACCAUAGAGGAAGUUGGCAGAUAUUACAUUCGUUCCAAGUUUUCUGCUUUUAGGCUGUCGUUAAAAUCUCUAGCAAGAUAAACCUCUAGGAAACAGUCAGUGAUCAAAGAUUUCAGAAUCAGAUUCUCUGUUUAUUGCUUUGAUAAGAUAAUUGUCAAAAGAUUUUCAACCAUAUUCAAAAACUGCACAAAUGUCAAUAAUUUACAGAAGCAUUUAAAAUAACUCAAAUAAGAGGGAUUUUUUUUAAAUUUUCUAAUAAAAGCAGUGACAGGGAGGCAGUAAAUGAGGCCAUUUUAGAACACAAGGACAUAAAAUGCACAAACAUACCGUCUUAAAAUACUGAACUGUAAAAAAAAAAAAAA
Molecule: messenger RNA, 2394 nt
Organism: Nematolebias whitei (Rio pearlfish)
Lineage: Eukaryota; Metazoa; Chordata; Actinopteri; Cyprinodontiformes; Rivulidae
Product: fascin
Exons: 5
Coding region: 49-1521 (490 amino acids)
Biological process (GO): establishment or maintenance of cell polarity; cell migration; actin filament bundle assembly
Cellular component (GO): lamellipodium; filopodium; ruffle
Molecular function (GO): protein-macromolecule adaptor activity; actin filament binding
Source: RefSeq, a predicted model, not a curated record